AUAUAUGCAGACAAGAUAUUACCGAAGUAAGGUUAAUAAAUGGGAGAGGACAGUGAAAAUUUUGGUACGAUAUUCAUGCAAUUGCGCUAAAGAUGUCACAAAUAUUCGGAGUUUCAUAACGCUUCUACUCAUAACACCGUUAAAAUCGAAGUAUCCAAACCCAGUAAAAUAAACUAUCAGAAAUGUAGGGGUUUGAAGAUAUAUUUGGAAAGCUACCGAUGUGUUGAGAAGCGUUUUUUCUAAGCUGGCUAACAGAUGUAAGGUGUAUGUCUCACAAUGUACCCACUCUAGAACGGGUGUGGAUGCGUGACUGAGCGCCCCCAGCUUGAAUGUGACCAGUAAAACCAAUGAGGCCAGCAUAAGUGUCGAAGACAUGUAGAACAUUUUUUUGGGAUUUAUUUACUGCCAAAAGCUAUUUAAUAACAGGCCCUACCUGAAUGCUUGCAUGAUCGACAAAAAUAAUGGAACUCAUGACAGUUACAAGUACAGUUUAAACCAGUAUCGAUUUCAUGAGAACCCAGUGAGCAAAACAGAGUGUUGAAUCAGGAAAUUAAUUCAAUCUCUGAAUCAUGUACAAAAUAAUCAUCGGUUCGUACAAAUACAUCAUUACCACAGGCCAACCAACCCCUUAUGCUUACAACUGACCGCUAAUUGCUUUUAAUGCAUCAAUUUUCAGCUUCUGUUUCUAUUACAAUCACCCAAUAUUUUAAUUGAUGGAGUUACUAAAUGGACUUCCUAAAAGUAUUCGGCAUGAAGAUAUAAAAUUUUUGUCUUCUAAAACAGUAGAAAAUGCGAUUCCAAAUGGCACGCUUGAGUCCGAAAGAAUUUUCAAUCGUCACUUAGUUAGUGAAAAUUUGGAAACAUUACUGAAAAAAUGGUUAGAUGAAGGUGAUGAGCAAUGUGCAUUUUAUCUCGGUCAGAUUUACUUUGAGAAGGAGAAAUAUAACGAAGCGUGGACUUAUUUCCGAAUGGGUUAUGAAAAGUUUAAUGAUCAUAAAUCGAAGUUCCAACUCGGUAUUAUGUUAUAUGACAAUCUAGUCAGUAAAGACGUGACAAAAGUUUCAAACCCACAAGCUAAAGCUUGUGAAUUUUUUAAGGAGAUUAUGACCUUGAACGUCCAAUUAGCUUUACCCGUCGACCAAAGAAACUUGGUUUUUAGUGCAGCUUUUAAUCUUGGAAGAGCAUAUUAUCAAGGCUACGGAGUAUGUCCAUCUACGGAAGAUGCUUUGAGGUGCUUUUUAUUUGCUGCGAACAAUGGUGAUUCUAAAGCUUGCAUUUCAGCUCAAACGGCACUUGGCUAUUUAUACUCAGGACCAGAAAUUCGUGAUUUACAAAAAGCGUUUCAAUGGCAUUCUGAUGCUUGUGGAAAUGGUAGUGUUGAAUCUCAAGCCGUAUUAGGUGUAAUGUAUUUAUAUGGAAUAGGUGUGAAAGAAAAUUGUGAUAAUGCUUUAUUCUGUUUAUCUGAAGCUUCAGCCAGAGGCAGUUUAUAUGCUAAAGCAAAUUUGAUUUACUUUUACUAUCGACGGAAAAUGUUUACGAAUGUAUGUUACUUGGCUAGCAGAAUGGUAACUUGUGACAAUUUUGUGACAACAUCAGAAUGUAUACAAACAUUUCAAUAUCGAGCUAUGUCAAUGGCAUGUUUUCUUUAUGCAUUAUGCUUAAAAAGUGGUAAAGGUGUACAAAAAGAUGAACUAUUAGCUGAUCAGCUAUUCUCUAAGAGUGUUGAAUGGGACCCACCAUUAGCCGCGAGAUAUGUAAAUUUAGUUAUAGCAGGCGAAUUGUAAAUAUGGAGAUCGAAAACAAACUCUAAGAAUUCAAUCUGAUAUUGUCACAAUUUCUUUGAUACACAUCACUCAAUGACUUCAAAUUCAAUCAUUU
Messenger RNA from Schistosoma haematobium, 1878 nucleotides. RefSeq names its product LRP2 binding protein (gene LRP2BP). The transcript is spliced from 7 exons. NCBI's taxonomy places the organism in Eukaryota, Metazoa, Platyhelminthes, Trematoda, Strigeidida, Schistosomatidae. The record is from RefSeq and is a predicted model, not a curated record. Bases 714 to 1784 code for a protein of 356 amino acids. Gene Ontology annotation, molecular function: protein binding.